This is a messenger RNA of Phlebotomus argentipes, 699 nucleotides long. RefSeq lists its product as uncharacterized. The record is from RefSeq and is a predicted model, not a curated record. The transcript is spliced from 3 exons. Gene Ontology annotation, molecular function: N-acetyltransferase activity. The coding region runs from base 55 to 699 and encodes 214 amino acids. Lineage: Eukaryota; Metazoa; Arthropoda; Insecta; Diptera; Psychodidae.
AAAUCCAACAUAACGUUGACGAUUCAGUCGCUCUUGAGAAGUCCCAAAGCGAAGAUGAAGUGGUCGCGGCCAGAAAGUGUUUCAUUCCCACAAGUUUGGUGGAGAUUCAAAGCAAAAGAUCCAGAAUCUGGAGAAAUCGUGGAUUAUCGGAUUGAAGAUUGCACAGAGGAUCGCUUCGAGGAAGUUGUGGAGCUCAUGCUGAAUUGUUUUAUACCUGAUGAACCUAUGAGCACCUCUCUUGAGGUACUUAAGGAUGAAGUAUCCUUGGCUGAGAUGAAAGCAAUGUGGGUAGAAACUAUGCCGCAGAAAUUGACUCUCGUUUGCUUUAAAGAAGGAUCCAGUGAAAUUUGUGGACUCAACGUACUGGAAAUCAAUGAACAGAGCGAAUCUAAGAAAAAUGAAUUAGAUGAAGUGUCGGGAAAAGGUCUAAGAGACAUUCUAAAGGUGUUUAUAUUCCUUAAAACAAAAGCGGAUGUUUACAAACGCUACAAUGUGGACAAAUAUCUGCACGGAUUGGGACUGUUAACCAUGCGAAAAUAUCGAGGAUGUGGAAUUGCUACAGAGCUUCUGAAAGCCAGAUUUCCCCUCAUGAAAGCUCUGGGAUUGACUCUAACUUGCACAGUGUUUUCCGGUCCAGGAUCACAAGGAGCUGCCAGAAAAGCCGAGUUCACAGAAGAUGUUGUAGUUGCUUACUCUUGA